Molecule: messenger RNA, 951 nt
Organism: Morus notabilis
Lineage: Eukaryota; Viridiplantae; Streptophyta; Magnoliopsida; Rosales; Moraceae
Exons: 5
Coding region: 106-744 (212 amino acids)
Source: RefSeq, a predicted model, not a curated record
ACAAGCAAAUUUUCUCUUUAUAAGAAAAUAAUUGAUCACUAAGAUAAAAAUCCAUUUCCGGAUAUUCUUCGGAAAAGAGAUCGAUCAAGUUUUCGACGAUAAACAAUGCUGAAAUUGACAUGGACAGUUCCUUGCAGCUCGUUUAGCAACCAAGGAAUUUCUGGAAAGCGUAGAGGAGUUCCAGCUUCUCAUGUAGCAACAAAAUCCCACAAAGGUUUAAGCACUGCAAACCAGCUGGGGUUUUUGUUGUCUCUACGGAAUAGAAGCAACUCAAAGAUAUGCAGGGAUAAGUUUGUCUGCAACUGUGUUGAACCAGGCGCUUCAGGUGGAGGUCCUUGGAAUUCUUGGCAAGGUUGGAUUUUGGGAGUGGUGGUAACUCUGAUUCUCCCUCUCUGCAGCGGUAAAUGGGGGAACUUUUUAACAAUUAAAAAUAAGAUAGACAGGGUUGUAGAGACAGCUGAAGCUGUGGCUGAGGCUGUAGAACAUGUGGCCGAGAAAGUGGAGGAGAUCGCCGACGAUAUCGGAAAUAAACUUCCGAAUGGAAAGCUUAAGGAUGCAUUGGAUGUUAUUGAAACGAUAGCCAAAGAAACAGCCAAGGACGCUCACAAUGUAGACGAGUUCAUUGAAAAGGUGGAAGAAGCGGAAGACAAGAUGGAAUCUCUUCUUGAACCAGUGUUGGAGCAUCAAGCCGAGAUAAAAGAGACAAAAAGUUUAGAUCAACCAAAUGAUACGACAACAACGUAAACAAUAAAAUUUCCACCCUCGAAAAAGCAUGUUUCAUGAGGACAAAGUACUUCUAAUAUCUUUAAGCUUCAACCAAAAAUCCAUGAUGUAGUAUUUAUGAUUUGUUACAUAUUCAUUUCAUUCUUUUUAUGUGUCACACUGUAAUAGUAAGAAACAUAACGGUUAAACCAAUGUUUCUACUAAAUAACAUGAAAUUUAUUUUGUUUU